Molecule: messenger RNA, 438 nt
Organism: Lathyrus sativus (Indian pea)
Lineage: Eukaryota; Viridiplantae; Streptophyta; Magnoliopsida; Fabales; Fabaceae
Source: the annotation of a GenBank genome assembly
AUGGCUUAUGUUAAGAUCUCUCUUUUGCCUCUCUUUCUAGUUGCCACAUUAGUAUUAAUGUUUCCGACAAAGAAGAUGAAUGCAGAAGCAUUUUUUAAAGAACCAGAUAAAUGUUUAGCGUUUUGUGAAAAAGAUACACCAUGUGGUAAUGGGUGUCAAUGUGUAUACUCAGUUCCUAUUCUUCCUCGUGUGCCUGGUAUAUGCAAUACAGAAUCAUUUGUUACUAAGAUGGUGGAACAACAUCCUAACUUAUGCAAAUCUCAUGCGGACUGCACAAGAAAGGGAAGUGGAAACUUUUGCGCUCUCUAUCAAAGUUCGGAUCCUAAUAAGUAUGGUGUAUGUUUUGACUCUAGCUCUGAUGCACGAGUCUCAUUCAAGAAUGCUCUUAGCACUGAAUUCUCAAACAUGUUGAAGAUGCCUUCGGCGGUUUUCACUUAA